AUGACUUUCAGAAAUAUUUUACCUGUUAUUAUGCGAAGCCCAUCGGUCGCUAUUGAACGAGUUAGCUAUUGGUUGCGAUAUUUCACUUUAGCAGAAUUAUUUUUUGUGUUGGAAGAGGAUGCUCGCAUAUACCCAUUUGACAAGUUUCGAAUACGAAAAAUUGCUCUAGCUUUGCGUCACACCUUUGCAAGUGAUCAAUCAGACAAUGAAGUUAAAAUGUUGAUCAAGGAUUUGUCUACUGAAUUUUCUCAAGCUCGUCCGUUGAAUAAGCCCACAUCAAUUUCAUCGAUAACAGUUCGAAAAAGCCAGCACCUGCUGGUUCCGUUUCGUUCUACGUGCCCAGUUUGUAACAACAAUUUGAAUGAAAAUAAUGCUCAACAACAAGGUAUUCGACUGUAUUGCAGUAAUGGAUCUGUUAUGAUUGCUACAAUGUUUACUCUUCGCUGUAAUCAUGUGCAUGCCCGUUGUUCACGAAAUGGAGAUCUGUGUCCAAUUACAAUCUAUCCAAACUUCAUUCGCACUAAUAAUCGCAAUAUAUAUACUUAUGACAGUUUAUAUUUUGGGUCAUAUGUUUAUUUGGGCGGUGAUGUUGCAGUUGAACGUAGUAUUGCAGAAAAAUUUAUUGCACAUCUAGUUUAUCGUGAUCUCUCCAUGUCCGAAUAUGCCGAUACUUUAAACCAAGAAGCAAUCAAUGGUAAUCACAUUCAGUUAACACCUAUUGAUCGUCGCGCAUUGGCAAACAUACUUCAAGCUUUUCUUACAAUUCAACUGCAUAUUUGUUAUAGUCACGACAACGUCGACACACCUUCUCAACUAACGAAAUUCAAUGAAUGGGCUUGGUGUAAAUUCCCACAUUUACUAUCGUGCUUCAUAUAUCUGUGGACAAAUCAUAGUUCAAUAAUAGGCUCGUGUGGUGACCACUGCUCAAAAUGCUUGGUCGUAGAUGGGCAUCAAAAGACUAGACGACGAAUAUGUGCAUUUAAGGAUGUAAAGGUGAACACAGAUGAAAUGAUGAACGUAGUUAUUGGAUGUUGUCGAACGCCUAUACCAUCAUCUCGUUAUUGUGAAUAUCACAACAAUGCGUCAUCAGCUGAAGAGCAACAACGGUUUAAAUCAGCUACUUCAUCACAAGACUUAACGAAGCGAAAAGUUCUCAAAUUUUACAAAAAGAGAAACAGGAAUGCCAAUUCUCUUAAUGCAACCGGUUGUCGAACAUUGAAAGCUCGAUCAAACGAUUACAUAAAUAAAUGCACCAGAUCAUUCGGACUAAUUGCUCUUAUUACUAACUGUCGUAUUAUUACAUCCUUCAGCGAAUUAUACCGAUCGGAAACAUUAAAAGAAAUUAUUAAUCUGUUUGCUAUCACGUAUCGGGUUGCUGGGAAGUUAGCACCGACCCUGGUGUAUGACGAUGGUUGUCAUUUAGUGAAGUACGUCAUAAAUCAUAUUGGGAAAGAUCUUACCAGAACGCCAGCGAUGAAACUUCUUGCCUCGACACCAGUGAGCGUUGAUCGUAGCCAUUUUCGAAAUCACGUAGGAAAAUUUUGUCGCGAAACAAUGAACCCCAAUAAUAAUCGAUUACUCGACAAUGUCAACACUCAAGCUGCUGAACAAACGUUUUCGUGGUUGAAGCAGUACGCUAACAUCAUGAGCAAUCUGGGCUAUUUGCGAGCACCGUUGUUCAUGUUGAUAUUAUUUCAUUCAAAGAAUAUGUCGUCGGUGAAGAAAUCAGUGUCAUCGGUGUUUAAUGUUGUAUCUUUGUGCCCUGAAGUCAGUGGAGUUUCAUUAUGCCAUAUGAAACAUGUACCACGUUCACACGAUCAGCGGAAUAAUAAAGCCAUUACGAAAACCAUCGAACAAAAUCCGAAUUCUAAAUUGCGUCCAGAAAACUUUUGCUUACCUAAAGGAAUUACUGAUUGGGAUAGCAAAUUACUUGAAAUUAUGAAUACAAAUAAAGCUAAUUAA
Messenger RNA from Adineta ricciae, 1962 nucleotides. NCBI's taxonomy places the organism in Eukaryota, Metazoa, Rotifera, Eurotatoria, Adinetida, Adinetidae. The record is from the annotation of a GenBank genome assembly.